UAUGACGGACUUGGCUACUUACUCCGUUCGCAACUUUUCUCUGAUCAAUAUUAAGAAACCAGCAGAGAAACGGGAGGUUCGUCAGUUUCAGUUCACAGCCUGGCCUGAUCAUGGUGUUCCUGAGCAUGCUACACAGGUUCUGGCAUUUGUUAGUCGCAUCAAAGCCUGUAACCCUCCUGAUGCUGGGCCAAUUGUGGUCCAUUGCAGUGGUCGCACUGGAGCCUUCAUUGUAAUCGACUCUAUGUUGGAGAGGAUCAAGCAUGAGAAGACAGUGGAUAUCUAUGGUCAUGUCACCUGUCUCCGUGCACAGCGUAACUACAUGGUACAGACUGAGGAGCAGUAUAUCUUCAUCCAUGAGGCUUUAUUAGAGGCAGUGCUGAGUGGAAACACUGAAGUACCAGCAAGGAAUCUUUAUUCCCACAUUCAGAACAAACUGACACAAACUGAGCCAGGAGAAACCAUUACAGGAAUGGAGAGCGAGUUCAAGCGUCUGGCCAAUCAGAAGGCUCUGCCAUCGAAGUUUGUGAGUGCAAAUCUACCAGCCAACAAGUUUAAGAACCGAUUGGUCAACAUUCUUCCAUAUGAAUCAACUCGUGUCUGUUUGCAGCCAAUACGUGGCGUUGAGGGUUCUGACUACAUCAAUGCAAGCCAUAUCGAUGGCUAUAAGCAGAAGAGUUCGUAUGUUGCUACCCAAGGGCCCCUUGCAGAGACCACUGAAGACUUUUGGCGUAUGCUGUGGGAGCAGAAUUCAACCAUUAUUGUCAUGCUGACCAAGUUGAGGGAAAUGGGACGGGAGAAGUGUCAUCAGUACUGGCCCGCUGAACGGUCUGCUAGAUACCAGUACUUCGUUGUUGAUCCAAUGUCUGAGUACAAUAUGCCACAGUACAUCUUACGGGAAUUUAAGGUCACUGAUGCUCGGGAUGGACAGUCACGAACCAUUCGUCAGUUUCAGUUUACUGACUGGCCAGAUCAAGGGGUUCCCAAGUCAGGAGAAGGUUUCAUUGACUUCAUUGGCCAGGUUCACAAAACCAAGGAACAGUUUGGCCAGGAUGGACCGAUCACAGUUCAUUGCAGUGCUGGUGUUGGACGCACUGGUGUGUUUGUCACACUCAGUAUUGUUCUUGAAAGAAUGCGAUUUGAGAGUGUUGUGGACAUGUACCAGACAGUGAAGAUCUUGCGAACUCAGCGUCCAGCUAUGGUCCAGACAGAGGAUCAGUACCAGUUCUGCUACCGAGCAGCCUUUGAAUACCUUGGAUCAUUUGAUCACUUUACAUAAAGCAGAAUGUAGUCAAGACCAACUCAUACUGCUCGUCAUACAACUCGUACAGUCUAUACUAUCCUGACGACAAUUGUAAAUAGCACGUUGAUGCAUUUCCCUGUAGAAUCCUUGCUAUUUUUGUGGUUGCGGGUUUUCAAUUUGAUAUAAAUGGGGCAUUUGCCUGGCUUGUUGCGUAGUUGGCAAAUUUACUACUAUCAUUUCAUUGGCUCAUCUCCUCGCUGCUGGGCGUUAUAGUUGUGAAUAUGACAAGUUGGUGAGUCAGGGUAAUGAGCCAACUUAUCUGACUGGUUUAUGUUACAAAAUCUACAUUGCAUUAUACUAAUGUAACAAAAGUGAGUAUUACAAAUUGGUCCGAGAGGUUAAACUUUGAAAUGCCAAUACUUCUGAAAUGCCAAGAAACAAAUUUACAUGAAAACAAUUGCCUUGAGUAUCAAAAGCACAGUGAAAUCAAUUGGUCAUCAUGUUUGGUGACUUGACUUGGCACACACACUGACACAUCAGUUAUUUAUAGGGUGUCUUUAUAAUGAACAAUCAGGCAACAAUACUAGAAUAUAAUCCAAUCAUUGGAUGAAUUAUUUUGAUUUGAUUAAUUCAAAGAAAAGUACUUAUGUUGUAAAGUAAAGUUUACCGCUAACAGCUUCAGUUUAUAGCUUAUUUUGUAAUAUUCUUGAAAUAUGUCUUGCAGUAAGAAGUAUUUUGUACAAUGUUUACAUUUUAAAGAAUGGGUGUUUUUUUAAGUUGACUUUCUGUGUAUGGAUGUAGACUAGAGGUUAAUUUGAACAUAUCUCCAGCUUGGAGGUAUUCAAUUGGUGCUGGGUACAGUGUUAAUGUUCAUGCUUUUCUAAGGACUUGUAGGUGACUUGUAUGUAGCAUUGAUCUAGUGUUAAAGUAAAGAACAAGAUGUCAUUUUGGAAGUGUUUGUAAUAUUUUGUAGACUAAUUGGCUGUACCUAGGAAGUUGUAUUGGUUUGUGUGUAUGACACUUGAAGUUGAGUGAUUGCAUGAUCGCCAGUAAUUGGUUUAGUUGAUAACAUUUAUAUGAUGCCUCAUUUUAAUUGAUUUCAGUACUUGAAUUGUUAAAGCUGCAUUCAUUAUCAAGUAACUUGUGUAGUUAAUUGAGUAUAUCUUUAAAGCUUACCUUUUGUAACAAAAAAAAUGUAUUCAUUUGAUUUUGUAUUCAGUAUGUCUUAGUUAGAAUUUAAAAGCGAUACAGCCAAAGUUCUGAUAUUCAACCUUUAUUCAGAUGACAUAAUUCAACUUCCAGUUCAGACAUGAAAAAGAAUUUAAAAAAAAAAAAAAGUGUAGGUUGUAAUUUGAUUUUGUCUUAACCCUUGCUUUAAUACAUAUUCAUGACAAGUACACAGUGUUCCUGUAUAUUCAGAUGAUGUAGUUUCUCUACCACUUAGAUCAAUGUAGUUAUGUUUGGGCUGCAAGAAAGUCUUGGCAUGUAAGUGGUCCUAUUUAUGGCACGUGGGCAUUCUCAGGAUGUAGUUCUUGAAGAAACUUUUAGGACUUUGCACAAUUUAAAGAAUCAAUGUGAUGUUUGAUCAAUCUUCUUUUCCUUUCCAUUGUUGCAUAUUUUAUUUUAAAGGUACCCAAUGCAAAUAAAGUACAGAUAAAGGGCUUUUUGUCGCAACACUGUUAAAGAUGAAAGAUGAAAAAAACAAUUUUGGGGGGUUUUGCUUUUUUGGGGGGGGGGGGGCAUUUCACAGUGUAAGAGGGUACAUUUCAGUUUGGAAUUUUAAACCCAGAAAAAAAAUUAUUUUUUUUUUUUUUAUAAAUGGAACAAAACUUCACAAGAGUCUUGUAGCUGCACAUAAUGGAACUUAUGAUAGGUGCUUAGUUUGAGCCAAAGGGGAUAUACAUGCAUUACUCAGCUAAUCAAGUUGUCUUCCAUCUGCUUUCAUGAAGAUAGCCACUUCCACUCUAUCAUGCCCAAUAAAUGCAGAUUGAGAAAUUUAGACUCGCCUUUGUUCAUCUUUUAAGAAGUAAUUGGACAUUUAACAAAUAAGAUUUGAAACUUUGCAUGGCGGUAGUGUCAACUAGUGAGGAUUUGCAGUCUCAAAAGAGAACGAGAUUCUUCCACAUGGUGUUACUGCAACCCUCAUUAGUUCAUUUAACAAAUGUAAUGUAAUGAUGUAAUUGGGGCAUUUUAGAAUGUUUUAUAUUUCUUUUUGUACAUAACAUGCAAUUGGUGCUUCUGAAGUUGAAUGUAGGAUAGAUAGUGUACAAUGAUCAGUUGUCAAAGAUUUUGUACGUAUUUGAUAGAAAAUUUAGCAUGGGUAAUUUCCUCCCUCUGAAAUGUUGAAAAGUGUGUAUGAGAACGUUGAUUGCAUACUGAUAACAACCAUCAGAGUCAGAUUAUAAGAGAAUGGUCAACGGCAAGGUGACUAGUCAACAUUCAAUAUUGGUUGGAAUUAUUGGGAUCAUAUUGCAUAUUCAAAUCUGGCUGGAACUCACUACAAUCACACUGAGUAAUUGUCAUUGUUUGCUAAGUUCAUACAUUGUUAGUGGGACAUAUUCGAAGUAGAAGUGUCAUAGGAUUGUUGACCCCGUGGUUGAAUACACUAGAACUAUAACACUGAAAUGUAUUUGGCUAUUUGCAUGGCUGCAUUGUACAGGUACUAUGUAUAGCCCCUUUUGGGUUUGCAUGAGAAUGGUAUCAUUGUUGGUGUAAAUGUUCUAGAAAUAGAACAGGAUGUAUAGAAUAAUGUUCCCAUAUAUUGACAGCUUUCUUUUUGUGGUGUUGAGGUCGAGUCCACAAUUCUGCCCAAGUCAAGUGGCAAGUUAUUCACAUUUCUGUAAUAAGUACAUCCUCUUGUUCAUUCACUUGUGACUUGACUUGUGCUGGACUUGACUACAACACUGCUGUCAUAUUUUAAUACCACGCCUUCCUCAUUUUCAUAGUAUGCAAUCCCUUCCUUGUUUUGUGAAUGUCUGCUUCGUUUGAAGUUGUGUAAGUUUUGCUAUGAAUGAGUAAGGUGCUAUGGGGCAGUUUUGUGAGUUUGGGCUCAUGAGUACCAAUGAUGUUUCAGUGAAGUACUAUGCAGGGCGGUCCAAAACAAAACAAACGCAACCUCAUACUUCCACUAUUCAGAGACCUGCACUAUUGAUAUGUAUGGAUAGGACAUUUUGUUGGAAGGAAAAUGAUACCAAAGACUCCCGAUUCGGUCCAGUAGUUUUGAUGCCAGUGCUUUUCUUAUGAACCAAAGUCAUGGGCUCUAAUUAGGAUUAUCGCACACAGUGAACAAAAGGAUUAUCUUAACCCCUGACAUUGGUUCACAAAAAUGGCACUGGAAUCAAAACUACUGAACCAAAUCGGGAGUUCUUGGUAUCAUUUUCCUUCUAACAAAAUUUCCUAGCCAUACAUAUUAAUGGUUUAGGUUGCUGGAUAUUGGAAGUAUGAGAUUGCAGGGUUUUUUUGGACCACCCUGUAUAUGCAUGAGAAACGUGUCAUGCAUAACAAACCUACAAUAACGAUUUGCUUAUCGUUAUGAUUAUGCUACCUCCUUACACUUACUACAUCCGACACUAGGGUUUUUUAAUUGAUAAUUUUUCUGUAUCCUGAUGAACUUAGUACAGAUAUUUUUUAUGUUAACUUAUUCAUAUAACUAUCAAGAAAUAAAAAUACAUUCAAGCCAUUGUAUUCAGUACAUCAUUUAGGUCAAGAAGAAGGUAUACAGAAGGUAUACAGAAAGUAAGUUGUACAAUGUUUGAAGUAGCACUUUGAUCACAAAAAUAUCGAGUAUUGCUGCAGAAUAAGUUUUCAUUUCUGUUUUGAAAAUAUGUUGCCACAUAAGCCACUUGUUGGAAAGAAGGCAGGGAAUGGCGAGCGUCAAAUGAUACACAAAACGUGUUUAAAUUUGAAAACUGUUUUGAAAAAAUUCAAAUUAUAUGACUUAACUGUAGUACAUAAAUUAAUGUGUAUUUGUCAAUGGUUAAGACAGUGUUGGCAAUGUGUUGAUUUGGUAGUAUGGUAAGUUUACCAGCUUGUCUCAGUUUUCUACUUAACAUGUACAUGUACUUUGUAGCCGGUAGUCGACCUUACUUAUGGUUUACCGAGUGUGAUGUAAAAAUCCAUUUUGUCUUAUGCAUAAUUCAAUAGCAAUAUGAUGCCGACUCUACAGACACUGGAUUUUGUAGUAUUUACAUGUAAAAGUGAUGGAACUUUAUGAGCAAGAUAGCUAUUCACUUUAAUGCUUCAUUAUUACUGCUUUUAAUACGUCAAUUUUAAAUGUACAAGUUAAUUAGCAUAGUUUUUAUUAUUGUAUACCCACCAAUGCUUAGUUUUACCUGGUGUUAAGUCAAGAUGCAUUCAUUGUGUACAUGUGCUCAAAUUUUGUAUCAAUUAAAAAAAAAUCCAAUACUAAUGUA
Messenger RNA from Patiria miniata (bat star), 5652 nucleotides. Its product is annotated as receptor-type tyrosine-protein phosphatase S-like. Lineage: Eukaryota; Metazoa; Echinodermata; Asteroidea; Valvatida; Asterinidae. Gene Ontology annotation, biological process: protein dephosphorylation. Gene Ontology annotation, molecular function: protein tyrosine phosphatase activity. The record is from RefSeq and is a predicted model, not a curated record.